Molecule: messenger RNA, 672 nt
Organism: Cryphonectria parasitica EP155
Lineage: Eukaryota; Fungi; Ascomycota; Sordariomycetes; Diaporthales; Cryphonectriaceae
Product: U6 snRNA-associated Sm-like protein LSm2
Exons: 3
Coding region: 1-297 (98 amino acids)
Biological process (GO): mRNA splicing, via spliceosome
Cellular component (GO): precatalytic spliceosome; Lsm1-7-Pat1 complex; P-body
Molecular function (GO): RNA binding
Source: RefSeq, a predicted model, not a curated record
AUGUUGUUCUUCAGCUUUUUCAAAACCCUCAUCGACCAAACGGUAACCGUCGAGCUCAAGAACGACAUCAAGAUCACAGGCACCCUCAAGUCCGUCGACCAGUACCUCAACAUCAAGCUCGAGGACAUUGCCGUGCAGGAGGAGCUCAAGUACCCGCACCUGAGCGCCGUCAAGAACGUCUUUAUCCGGGGGAGCGUCGUGCGGUACGUGCACCUGCCCAGCAGUGCUGUGGAUGUUACGCUGCUGGAGGAUGCCGCGCGGAGGGAGGCUCAGAACCAAGCUUCAAAGGCAAAAUGAGCAGCUUAGAGAACAAAAGGCCUUGGAAAGAGCGCGGGCGACAUCAUCGUGACCUGAUCACCCCCCUUACAGGGCGGACCAUCUAGAGAAACGUGUCUGUUGGUGAUGUAGGGCUCGAGGUAUACGGCAUUGCCAAAUGGUUUUUGUUGACUUUGGGGGAACGGCGAGGUGGUGGGUGCGGGCGAGGGGAAGAUUCCGAUUGCUAAGGGGCAGCGGGGAUAGUGAUGAGAUCUGAGAGGUUUUUUGGUGGUGCCAGAUGAUGGUGGCCUACUUGUUACUGAGCAUAGGACGACGUAAGCGUACUGGGCCUGCGGACACGAGAAAAUACCCAGAGUAGAAGGCAAGAAAAAGGAAGAAAGAAAGAAACAAACCACG